CAACAGCAAACGCGAUGGGCGCUAAAUAACAAGAUAGAGGAGCUGUCAAACAAAGCGAACAAUUUACUGAAGAAUGAGAGAUAUGGAGUGUGCCAAAACAUUAAAAAGUUCAUUUCAGGCACAAACAGCUGCAACAGCAGUGACGUUGCAAAGUGCGAGUCUUGCUUGAGCACUGUAAAUGACACUUUGAACAGUGCGUCUGAUUUACUGUCAUUGAUCGAUAGCAAACGUAAGGAGCUGUUUUCAGAGGACCACACUCUAAAGUCAUUUGCAGGCGAUGAGUUGGCCUAUUUAGAAGAAGCACAUAGGCGAAUCACUACACUGCAC
Porites lobata is the source of this 327-nucleotide messenger RNA. The record is from the annotation of a GenBank genome assembly. NCBI's taxonomy places the organism in Eukaryota, Metazoa, Cnidaria, Anthozoa, Scleractinia, Poritidae.